Molecule: messenger RNA, 2079 nt
Organism: Leptomonas pyrrhocoris
Lineage: Eukaryota; Euglenozoa; Kinetoplastea; Trypanosomatida; Trypanosomatidae
Exons: 1
Coding region: 163-2079 (638 amino acids)
Source: RefSeq, a predicted model, not a curated record
GUGUCGUCAAUCCUCAACUGCAGCUGGCAGAGGAAGCGCUAAACAAUAAUUAGAAGCUGGAUAAGACAGACCAACAAAAACGGUUUUGGCUGGUCGCGGGAAAAACCAACUGUGUUACCAUCACUAUUAUUUUUUCCAACGAGCAACUUGGUGCUGUCGUGCAUGUCCGCGAUUGCGUCGCCGGCUGUGUCGACGGAGACGUACUGUGGACUCCCUGUCUACGCGCUGCGCGACGUCCUCAGUCAGCUCCGUCUCCCACCUCCGUUCAAAGCCGCUGAUGUUUCCGGCAAAUGGCGGUGUGUGCUGGCCCCGUCAGCCGAGGCGUCCGCCACCAUCACCACUGCAGAGGAUCUACUGCUGUCGGAAGAAGAGUUAAUGCCGUACCUUGAGGCCGGGGUACCGGUUCGUGGGCAUGCCAAGCGCGCUGCGCAGGCCCACGCCGGCUGCGGCGAGAGCAGCGUGGACUGGCUGACAAAAGGAAAUUGGAAUGCAUUUCCAAAGCCGCAAAUCGCGCUGCGACGGGGCUGGGGAGCGCCCGGGACGGAUAUGCAGGAUUCCUCGUUCCACAAGUUGGUUGCCUCCUUCCAUGAGGUGCUUCACCAUUCACAGGAGGUGGAGGUGCCACUGACGGAACAAGAAGCGCAGGUGGCCGCCGCCGCCGAAAGUGAAAGCGACGCACGAAACGAUGAUGCUUCGCCGGUCGAUCUCGAUGCGUUUGGAGACCGCCGUUGCCGUGAAGAUGAAGUGCUCGAUCUGCAGCUUUUUCAUCGCGGUGAUGGCUGUCCGGCGAUGCCGAUUCUCGGGGAGAAACUGGUGUGGCCCUCCUACAUCGAUGACGGAGCGCUGUGCGACACCGCGACGUGGGUCUCGCAGCGGGGGAUGGUGCGGCAUUGGCACCUGAAUGACUCGGGCGAGUUUGUCAUGCAGGCUGCCCUGCCUCUCUCCUGUCCUGCCUCGCCGCUGGGGAAGGAAGAACAGGAAGAGGUCAGCGCUGCCUGGUUGCACGAGGGGCUGACGCCUGGCGCGAAAAAGAUGCUCUCGCUGAUGUGCCCCGACAUGAGCAGCGCAGCUGCUGCCGCUACAUCGUCAAAAACGACAUCUGCACAGGCAGCGCCGGCGCACCACGUUGCCGCGAUGGUCACCAUCUUUGCGCCGAAAGGCGGCUACGACUGGGUGCUACACGAUGACGAGGCAACGAUGCGGGGUAACGUGGUGGCGCUAGAUCUGUUUGCCACCCCAGAUGAAGCCCUGCCCGCGGAGGCGGCGGUGCUGCCUGUUCUCGCCGUGGCGGUGCUGGAGAGCGGCGGUGCUCCGCUGAUCGUCCCGCCCAAUCUCGCACAGCUGUCGAUUGCGCUGGAAGACUGUGUGGUGGUCGAGCAGCGCCGUGUGUCGAAUCUCUGGCUCGAUGACGUGUCUUACUUUCUGCAACGCUGCGCUGGAUGGCAGUCGAACCCGAUGAUCUACGCCUAUCUUCAGCAGAACCUGCAGGAUGAUGCCUUCCUCGCCGGGCAGCUCAUCCCGCUUCUCAUUCAGGUGUUUGAGGAACACGGUGGGGACACCGCCUACCACGCCGCAGUUCGCCGACGCGCGGUGUCCUCCCUCUUUGCACUCACCUCGAACGAAAAGCACUACGGUGCGUCGGAGGCCACCCGCCGCUCCCUCAUGAGUCUCUUGCGUGGAGGGAAUGCUCCCAUGCACGCGGUGCUGCAGAGCUCUCCUCAUCCAACAGCGACGACGACCAACAGAACAGACGUCCCGGCCACGUUAGAGGCGUGGUUGGCGCUGUACUGGAACAUGAGCUGGUGCUGGCCCAAGCCAGGCUGCGUGCUGCGCGCCCCUAAUGUUGUGUAUCCGUUUGGCGCGAAGCUCACUAGUAUUCAGCAGACGGCGCACUACGUCCCAGUUGUGUACCCGCCGCAGACGAGCUCGCCUGUCUAUGGCACCGAGAAAGACUCCCUCGAGGGAACGGUCCGGCAGUACUUCGAGAUGAAGCAGAUGGAGUCGAAGCCGAAAGACUUGAUGGCCUAUCUGCGCACUCGCAAGCAACCACCCGACGACCUUCUUGAUGAGUUGUUUUGA